AUGCGGGCCACGACCGUGGGAAUCGUCUCGAUCGGAGACAUGGGCCUGGGCAUGGCCAAACUACUCCAAGCCCACGACUAUCGCGUUGUCACCGUCGGCGAAGGAAGAAGCGAACACACACUCUCCCGUAUCCGCACGGCGGACAUCGAGGUCCUCCCCUCCGACCAAGCCCUCGUGGCCCAGGCGGACUACAUCUUAUCCAUCGUGCCCCCGCGGAACGCAUUGGCGACCGCUCAUCGCAUUGCAGGGGCUUGCAAGCAGCCCGAUACACUGCGUCAGCGGGACUCGAUCGAGGACGUCAACGGCCAGCCGAGUCGCAGCCCGCUCUACUACCUCGAGCUCAACGCAACCCCGCCCCGAUUGGCGGCGGAGAUGGCGGCCCUGUUUGAGGAUGAGUCCGCCAGCUCCACCAGCUCGCUCGCCUGGUGCCAAUUCCUCGACGGCGGGAUCAUUGGGGGCCCGCCGGCACCAGCGCCCGCAGCUACAGCUGCAGCUGCAACGCCAGACGCUGACGAAAUCCGCGGGGCGUGGAAGAAGCCUAGCGUAGUGCUGUCGGGCCCGAUGGUGGACCUUCCGCCGACAUUCGCGGCGCUGGCCACGGUGCUAAAUGCGAAAGUUGUCUCGCCGCGGAUAGGCGCCGCGUCGACGCUGAAGCUCUCCUUCGCCGCGCUGACCAAGGGCCUUACGGCACUUUCGAUCCUGUCGUUCUCCACCGCGCAGCGCGAGUCACUGCUCCCCGAGCUGCUAGCGCAUCUGGACGAGUACUCGCCGCAGACGGCAGUGCUGGCCCGUCGCGGGGUGGUAGGCAUGAGCCCCAAGGCGUAUCGGUGGGUGGACGAGAUGCGCGGCAUUGGUGAGGCGUUUGACACCCAGGGCGGCUGGGAUGGUGUCGGGGCCGGUAUUUAUGAUGGGUUUGCGGAGAUCUACCGUACAGUUGCGGAGGAUACGAUAUUGGGAUUGGAGCGUGUUGGGGCGCGCGAGCGCGGGACUACCGUGGGCGAUGCGGCGUUGCUUCUUGCGAGUCGGCGGUCACAGGAAGAGAAGCCGAGGCCGGCAUGA
Penicillium canariense is the source of this 1059-nucleotide messenger RNA. RefSeq names its product DUF1932 domain-containing protein. The coding region runs from base 1 to 1059 and encodes 352 amino acids. The record is from RefSeq and is a predicted model, not a curated record. Lineage: Eukaryota; Fungi; Ascomycota; Eurotiomycetes; Eurotiales; Aspergillaceae. Gene Ontology annotation, molecular function: oxidoreductase activity. The transcript has 2 exons.